This is a messenger RNA of Acipenser ruthenus (sterlet), 1897 nucleotides long. RefSeq names its product zinc finger CCCH domain-containing protein 10-like. NCBI's taxonomy places the organism in Eukaryota, Metazoa, Chordata, Actinopteri, Acipenseriformes, Acipenseridae. The coding region runs from base 415 to 1719 and encodes 434 amino acids. Gene Ontology annotation, molecular function: metal ion binding. The record is from RefSeq and is a predicted model, not a curated record. The transcript is spliced from 4 exons.
CUUCCUACAUGUAUAUUAAAAUUAUUAUUAAUAAUAAUAAUAACAAUAAUAUUAUAGCGGCUGAUAUUUUUUUUAAAGAGAGCUAGGAGGUUAGCGGUGAGGCCUUCUCAUUUAUGCGCAUUUGCAAGCGACUGAGAGCCGCAGUCCGGACGCUGUUGUCGGCUUCGUGUUGUUGUUUUUAGCGAGGAAAAGAGAUGGUGCCCUGAGGGAGUGCAGCGAGGCAAUUCUCAGACUGGCAUCUGUGCCAAUAUGAUGGAGACGGUCCAGCCUGAGUGGUGAGAAGUGAAACUGAGACAAAGUCACGCCAACGCGGGCCACACAGCUGGAGUCGAGAAUCAAAGGUGAAAUAUCCCUGAUUGAACACGCAGGCCUUUUCUGAUACCCGUUAGCUCUUUAGUAAUCAGAACUGGAACCAUGCCUGAUCGGGACAACUACCUGAACAGCAGCAGCAGCGGCAGCGAUGAGGCCGGCGCGGCGGCGGGAGAUGAUAUCUGCCGGGACUUCUUGCGCAACGUGUGCAAGCGUGGCAAGCGCUGCCGCUUCCGGCACCCCGAUUUCAACGAGGUCCCCGACCUGGGGGUGCAGAAGAACGAGUUCAUCUUCUGCCACGACCACCAGAACAAGGAGUGCGUGCGCGCCAACUGCCGCUUCGUGCACGGCUCCAAAGAGGACGAGGACUACUACAAGAAGACCGGGGAGCUGCCACCGCGGCUACGGGGCAAGGUAGCGGCCGGGCUGGGCCUGUCGCCCACCGACUUACCCCACAGCCGCGGGGAGGUGCCGAUUUGCCGGGACUUCCUGAAGGGAGAGUGCCAAAGAGGCAACAAGUGCAAAUUCAGGCACUUGCAGAAGGAUUUUGAGUUUGAGGUGUUGCGUGGAGGGGGGGCGGGGUUAGGGUUGGUGGGAGGGGUAGUGGGAGGGGUUAGUUUAGAUUGCCGCCCCCCGCGGGAGCAGCCGGGGGUUUCGGGCGUGUCGGGGGCCGUCGGGGCUCGGAGGUUUGAACGCGGCCCCGGGUACGACCCCAUGAUGGAAGGGAUUUUCGAUCCCGGGUUCGAGGAUUUUGACCCGGCCCUGCAGCUGAAGAGGCGCCGGAUGGACAGCAUGCGCUUCGCGGAGAGUUUUGAGUUCGGGAUCCAGCCCUCGCCCCGGCCCGUGGAUUACAGGCUGCUGGAGGAGGAGAACGUCCUGCUCAGGAAGAGGGUGGAGGAGCUCAAGAGACAGGUCCACAACCUGAUCGCUACCAACGAGGUCCUGCUGGAACAGAACGCCCAGUUCCGCCUCCAGGGCAAGGUCCUGACUCUGACCUCCACCCCCGCUCCCUCUGAGCAGAGCCUGCCCUCUGUGGGCACGGUGACCUCCUACAACCAUGGCAUCGCCCAGACGCACACCACGCUGAGCAGCCAGGCCAUGCAGCCCCGCCCAGUGAUCCAGCAGGACCUGGGGACCCCUGCCCCUGUCGCUGCCAACGCAGCUCCCUCCAGCGCCCCCCUGCCACACCUCAACUCUGAAAUCACGCCCCUCUCCGCAGCGCUGGCACAGACCAUCGCUCAGAGCAUGGUGCCCCCUGUUUCCAUGGCACCUGUCGCCGUUUCCGUGGCCCCCGUGGCAGUUUCCAUGGCGCAGUCUCUCACCGGGAUCACCAUCAGCCACGCCACCACGCCCAUGGUCUCCUACCCCAUCGCCUCGCAGAGCAUGCGCAUCACCACCAUGCCCCAUUGACCCCGGCCACCGGGGGGUGCUGCUGCUGUGGCUGUGAGGCUGACCCAGGGCGCUACCCUCCUACUGCAGUGUGACCCCCGGGGUGAAAACUGAGAGACGGGAGGGAGGGAAGCAGUGUGGCUCAAGUGGUUAGAGCUGAGGGACUGGGAGGGAGGGAAGCAGUGUGGCUCUAGUGGUU